ACCUCAAUCCCAUUCGUCUUCAAUCCCACAACUCUCCCAGCCUCUAAACAUCCACCGCUCUACCUCUAACAUUCCCUUUAACCUCAAAUUCACUAAGAAACUCAAAACCUUUACAAACUAUACACACACACGACCACCCAACAAAAGAAGCAACAAUGACGGACACAACGCCCUACCCCCUCACAAACCCCCCAACCGACCUAUCAGCAAUCUCCCAAAUCGACUCUUCAAUCCUCUUCCCCUCCUUCACAACAACAGACGCCUGGGUCCUCGGCAACCUCCUCCGCUCCCGCCUUUCCACCUACGCCUCUCCCUCUGUAAUCUCCAUAACCCUCGCAAACACCACCCCUCUAUUCUACACCGCUGUAUCUCCCGGCAUCACCCCUGACAAUACCUUUUGGGUCGCCAGAAAAUCUGCAACUGUGCUCCGUUUCGGUUGCAGCACUUGGUAUAUGCACAACAAAUUCCAGGGCGAUGAAAAGGCUUUUGCCGAGAAAUAUUCCUUGCAGGAGAGGGCAAAGGAGUAUGCUAUUCAUGGGGGUGGGUUCCCGGUUAGAGUCAAGGGGGUGGAGGGUGUGGUGGCGGUUAUUGUGGUUAGUGGAUUGAAGCAGCAGCAGGAUCAUCAGGUUAUUGUGCAGACUUGUAGGGAUUUCUUGGAUGGUGUUGGUGAGGGUGAGGAGAAGAGGAAGGAGGAUUAAAAGAGAGACUCUUCAAUGUCCUGGGGACCUUGUACCCAAAGCAUUUGCGAGAGUCGGUUUUCUCAUUGGCAUUGGAUAAUGCAUAUAUGGGAUGUUAAACAUGUGCUUCACCAUUCGGACAUGACAGCAUGAGAGCCUGGAAGAGGAUGAUGUAGAGCUCAAGAUGUCUGCAUUCUGCUACUUUGGAAUGCGCUGAAGGAUGCUCAGGGGAUAAAGAAAGGGAAGGAAGCAACAACAAUGCAGACUUAUAGC
Aureobasidium subglaciale EXF-2481 is the source of this 950-nucleotide messenger RNA. RefSeq lists its product as uncharacterized. The coding region runs from base 156 to 698 and encodes 180 amino acids. Gene Ontology annotation, cellular component: TRC complex. Lineage: Eukaryota; Fungi; Ascomycota; Dothideomycetes; Dothideales; Saccotheciaceae. Gene Ontology annotation, biological process: post-translational protein targeting to endoplasmic reticulum membrane. The record is from RefSeq and is a predicted model, not a curated record. The transcript has a single exon.